CAAUCGUUGUCGUUUCAACUAGUUUUUACUUGGCAUGGAGAAGGAGGUACGUGUGUACUUGGACGUGUCCAUCGGCGGCUCACGCGCGGGACGCAUCGUGAUCCAGCUGUAUCCAGGUGUCCCCAAGACGACGGAGAACUUCCGUUCAUUAUGUACUGGGGAGCGCGGCUUGGGACGUACCACACGCAAGCCCCUGCACUACAAGAAGGUGCCGUUCCACCGCAUCAUCAAGGGCUUCAUGCUGCAGGGCGGAGACUUCUCAAACCGCGAUGGGACCGGCGGUGAAUCCAUUUACGGCGCGAGAUUUGCAGAUGAGAACUUUAGAUACCGCCAUACGAAGGCAGGACUGCUGUCCAUGGCCAAUGCAGGCAAGAACACAAACGGCAGCCAGUUUUUCAUUACGACAGUGCCUACGCCGCAUUUGGACGGAAAGCAUGUCGUGUUUGGGGAAGUUAUUCAAGGGAUGGACGUGGUAAAGAAGAUGGAGAAUGUAGAGACUGUGGCUAAUAACAAGCCGGCGCCUAUGCAGGCCGUAGUGAUUGAGGAUUGUGGAGAGGAGAGUGAGUCCGAGUCGGACUCAUCUUCGGAUGAGAAAGAGAAAACAAUGAAGCGAUUAAAGAAAGAGAAGAAAAAACUGAAGAAACAGGAACGGAAAGAGAAGAAACGGGAGAAGAAAGAGAAAAAGAGAGCGAAGAAAGAGGCAAAGAGGGAGAAGAAACGUCGACGAGAUGAGAGUGACGAUGAUAAGAACAACAAGAAACAUCGUCAUGAGGACCGUGGGCGGAGCAGGAGUCAGGAACGCGACUUACCUUUGAAUCACCGUAGCGGAGUUGAAAGGGGUGAACGAAGAGAAAAAGUCAGGAGUCUGUCACAUUCGAGGUCUCGGUCGAGGGAGCACACACGAUACUCAGGUACUCGCUCAAACCAUCACGACUAUGAUCGCCACGGGCGGAGAAAUACAAGCAGAUCACCUACGAUUUCGCGAAGCUCGCGCUCGGUAGGUGACACCCAUCGUGACCGAGAUGAUGGUGGCAAUUCUCGAACAAGAAGAUCAUCUCGUGAUUACCAUUCACGCGACAAACGCUCAAGAAGUCGAAGUGACAGCCAAACUCGCAUUAAUCAGGCUCGCAGUCGCGAUGGCCAUCAGCGACGUCGAAGUAGCCGUUCAGGGAGGCGCAGCACCCAUAGAUGAUGCUACCUAUGCUAUAUAGGCACUUGAAAACAGGAAUACGAAUAACAAGAACUACUUCAGUAGAAUCCUGCGAGUGUCUAGGAUUUUCUCUCAGGUUGUCAGCGUACAUCCAAAUGAAAAGUGAGUAGAAAGAACAAAAAACAUGCUGUUCACUAAUUCCAUCCCACCAAAGUUCUUACCAAAUUCAAAGAGCAGAUCCGCAGUUUUCCAGUAUAUGUCUCCCCCUCCCAUUCUUUGAAAAAGAGAGGA
Messenger RNA from Phytophthora nicotianae INRA-310, 1441 nucleotides. RefSeq names its product peptidyl-prolyl cis-trans isomerase D. NCBI's taxonomy places the organism in Eukaryota, Oomycota, Peronosporomycetes, Peronosporales, Peronosporaceae. Gene Ontology annotation, molecular function: peptidyl-prolyl cis-trans isomerase activity. The coding region runs from base 35 to 1192 and encodes 385 amino acids. The transcript has a single exon. The record is from RefSeq and is a predicted model, not a curated record. Gene Ontology annotation, biological process: protein peptidyl-prolyl isomerization; protein folding.